Molecule: messenger RNA, 261 nt
Organism: Diplodia corticola
Lineage: Eukaryota; Fungi; Ascomycota; Dothideomycetes; Botryosphaeriales; Botryosphaeriaceae
Product: cytochrome c oxidase polypeptide vib
Exons: 5
Coding region: 1-261 (86 amino acids)
Cellular component (GO): mitochondrion; respiratory chain complex IV
Source: RefSeq, a predicted model, not a curated record
AUGUCUGACUCCGACGACCGCGAGACCAAGCCCUUCAAGUUCGUGACUGGCUUCGACGCCCGCUUCCCGAACCAGAACCAGACCAAGCACUGCUGGCAGAACUACGUCGACUACCACAAGUGCAUUCUCGCCAAGGGUGAGGAGUUCGCGCCCUGCCGCCAGUUCCUCCUCGCCUACAGGUCGCUCUGCCCCAGUGGCUGGGUCGAGCGCUGGAACGACCAGCGUGAGGCCGGCACCUUCCCCGUCCGCCUGGAUCAAUAG